UCACCAUCGAUUGUGCCAAGGUGGCAGCACUCUGAUCAGGCCUUCCUAAUAAACUGCACUUCUCUGUUCGGCCAUCAUAGUUCUGACAGGUAAUCACACCUAGAUCUGCAAAGUCUGCGGGCAGAAAAGCUGCAGGUCUCGCGAGAUCGCCGGCUGCUGGGAGUUUGGAAGAAGGCUACCAUCAUGGCGGAUAGAGACAGUGGAAGCGAGCAGGGGGCGAUCAGCUCGAGCUUGCAGCAGCUGCAGCAGGAGACGCAGGAACUGGCCUCCAAGAGGGUGGACAUUCAGAACAAGCGCUUCUACCUGGACGUGAAGCAGAAUGUGAAAGGCCGUUUUCUGAAGAUAGCGGAGGUGGGAGCAGGAGGCAAUAAAAGUCGCCUAACUCUCUCCAUGUCUGUUGCUGUGGAGUUCCGUGACUACCUGGGCGAUUUCAUCGAACAUUACGCACAGCUCGGCCCCAGUAACCCGGACAUGCAGACGGACGAGCCGAGGCGAGCUCUGAAAAGUGAAUUCUUGGUGCGGGAAAACCGCAAAUAUUACAUGGAUUUAAAAGAGAACCAGCGAGGCCGGUUCCUACGGAUCCGCCAAACCGUGAACCGGGGACACGGCCUUGGCUCGCAGGGUCAGACUAUCGCCCUUCCCGCUCAGGGGCUGAUUGAAUUCCGUGAUGCACUCGCUAAACUCAUCGACGAUUAUGGCAUCGAAGAGGAACCCACUGAGUUACCCGAAGGGACAUCUCUCACUGUGGACAACAAACGAUUUUUCUUUGACGUUGGGUCAAACAAGUAUGGCGUUUUUAUGAGAGUAAGUGAGGUGAAACCUUCAUACCGCAAUUCUAUCACGAUACCGUACAAAGUGUGGGCCAAGUUUGGAAAUACUUUCAGUAAAUACGCAGAGGAGAUGAAGAAAAUACAGGAGAGACAGCGGGAGAAAAGAUCUGAACAGCAAGAAGAAGCUCCCGGAGAUGAUGGGGAGGAAGACUGAUAAAACUGUAAUAAAAAAACACUUCCUGUAAAACUGUAACUGUUUAACUACGAGGGAGCACCACCCACCAAACCUCCACAACUGACAGUUCGACUUGUCACCCAUCGCUGGAUGUUCGUCCACUUAUCAACCGUGUAAACCGUAAGCAGCUGCUAAGUAAUAACAUUAUGAACUGUGUUUCCUACUUGAUUAAAAAAACUGAGUGUUUAUUUCCCUAAUUAACCAAGACUUUUGUACACGUUCAAGCUAUUAAAAGUGUUUGCAAUCGUCAGAUAAUAUGCUGAAUUAUAAUGAAAUAAGUCCUUUUCAUGUGAGCUAACAUUUGACUUAGCACAAAAUGAGAGAUAUUUUAGAAGAACACGUAAAUAAUAUUUUUAGUUUUCUCAUUUUGUUACCAAAUUUCAAACAUUAUACGGAGGUUAUAGUAUAUUUGACACCCUAUAUACCUGUGAUUAGAGAUGUGUAUAUAUGAGGGCUAGGCAUGCUGUGUGUCUGAGCUUUGUUAAAUGUAAUGCAGAAGUCUGUAGAGUUAAAAGGUACAUAGGUUUAUUCAUGCAAGGUAAAACUAUUAAGAAGUGCUCUCUUUUAUACAAUAUGCAUUGCAUCUGGACCUUAAACAUAUAAAACUGGUCAGUGGAACUUCUGUGAACAUGAAGCAAAUUAUUAAAAAAGGCAUUUAAAUGAACUGCAAAGUUGUUUGAUUUUUACAGACAAAUGUUAACCUAUGAUUAACAAAGCAAGUAGCACAUUUUAAGUUAGGUUAUGAUAAUUUUGCUCUUAACUGUGAAUGUGAGUUACUGGUAUUUAAUGUAUUUAGAUUAGUUGUCAAAUUAUAUGCAUUCUAUCAGAUGGUACAUAAUUAACAAUUGAUAGGGAACUUUUAAUGUGAGUGCAUUCAUGUAGCAAGCUAUUGCCUGAAUUACUGUUACCUGUAAAGAGAGGAAAUUGCAUUUAUUUACUUUGUGGGGGAAGGGGUUGACUUAAUGUUAAGUGGGAAUCUCAGCAAAUGACAUGUCAAUGACAGCAUUUUAUUGGGGCCAACUCUUCCAGAUUACAUUUCCUGUUUGGUUAAUAUCAUAAUUUAGAACAUUCUAAAGGCACAGAUUAUUCUGCACUUUAUAAUAUCACAGUAUUAACGCUAUAUACAUAAUUUGAUUUGUCUUGUCGUACAACCUAUGAAAAUGUUUUGCGUCUUACUGGUUGUUAGUGACUGUUGCAUUCGUGUGGAUUAUCUGUUGCUGGCAAAUUGAAAGUAUUACAUACAUUCUAGGUCACUAAUCACUGUAAAGGUUUUUUUUGCUGGGUUUUUCCCAGUUUUCGUUCUGUAGUUCUUCAGUCAGUUGUGACCUUGUCAUUUGGGAUUAUGUAGAGAUAAAAUUCCUUGUUUUAUAGUUUAGACUAUUUGGCUUUUGUGUGGUUUGUUUAUAGAAUUUUACAACCAUUGUGGUAAAAUUUCAAGAACUAUGCUUUCCCAUUGUGUGUAAAGCAAGGGCUGCUUUGAUCUAAACAUGUGUAAACAAUAAUUCCUGGCUCAAGUCACUUAAAUCAGAGCCGCACUUUGCAUAAGAAAUGUUUUAAAUCCUUGUACAGUAAAAUGUAUACAAUGAGGUACUAAAUAUUACUGUUAAGCACAUUCAUACUUCAUUGUUUAGUGGAAGAGUUUAGCCAUUUUUAGUUGAUAUAUCUUGAUAGUUGUGAAUCUAAGUAUUUCUCAUCUAUCAUUUGAGGGUUUCCAAGAUUCAGCGCAAAUGACAAUGUAACAUUAAGGAAUUUUUAGUGUAACAUUUGAUGCUUUUUUGGUUUUUUUAUAUAAUGCUGUGUUUAACAGACAUUGCCAGUGCUUGCCCUGCCUUUUAUUACUUGCAAAAACAGUUAGGUGCUACUGUAAUCUGAAGGUUUAUAUUUCUGUAGCACAACAUUUCAGAGGUAUUCUAAUCAGUGUGAAACUGGGCAAUAAACAUCACUAACCCUAUCACAGUUCAAUUGUAAUUAUACAGAUCAAUAUAUUAGUAUUGAAUAUCAGAUAUAUUUACAAAGUUUCCUGUAAAAUUUGUUAAUAAUAAAUCCAAUGUAUAGAAUAGGCAAUUGCUUUGGAAUCCAAAUUUUGAUCAGCCUUCCAAAAUUUCUGAUGGCUUCCCAGUCCACUCCAAUCCAAUCCCCAUAUUUGGUAUUAACAAGUCAUGCAGAAUCUGAUUUACUAUUGCCAAGCUGGGAUAAAGUAAUCCAGCUUGCAGUGUAACAGAUUUUAUGCAGAUGGAGAAUUAAUUUGAAAAUAAAAUUACAGCAGGACAAGAUCGGUAAAUGCAAUCAUAUGUAGUUUACUUUUGACGAAGAAUGUAAAACAAAUUAAACAGAGCUAUAAACUAUAGGUUCAUAUGAAUCCAAUCAUAGAUGACUUAUUUCAUGGAAGUACAUUAUUUAAUGAUUUACAGACUAUAUAACAAUUAUUGUAGCAGCCCUUGUUUCAAGUAGUGACCUAUACCCUGCCCCACCUCCACUCAUAUAUUGUAUGUGAUUUUGAAUUUGUGUGCUUGCCAGUUUGCUUCAAGUGCCAGCGGCUUUGCAGUGCAGCAGUUUGAAGAUACAUUGGCUUUAAUCGGAAUAGUGAUACUGGCUUUAAUGAUGUUUACUGAAAGCCAUUCUGCCUUUUCUGAAGCCCACCAUAUUAUCAAUGAUAAAGAACCUAAAAUGUGGCUAUUUUCAUACAAGCAGUGACAAUUAAUAUGGCUCAAAAAUAAUCCACAAAACUAUUUUCUCGGAUUUAAAUCUGUGCAGGUUUUUAGAGUAGGAUUAUUUGUUUAAAAAUACAAUCCUCUAUUUUGCAGUUUAUUUGACUUGUAGCCAAGUGGUUGGAGUUGGCCUGAAUUGUGCAUUAAAGUUGAGUAGAAGCCUGCUGCAUUAAUAGCCAUCAUUUUGUAAGGUGCCACAGAUUUAAAAGGUGUUGUGACUAAAUUUAAUAGAUGAGUGACGUGCAAUAAGUCAUAUUUUUAAAUAUUUGUACUUUUAAUUUCUUUCAUUUUUCCCUGCAAGCCUGACUGUACAUGAGUUUAACUUUUUAAAUUUAAAUUGGUAAAUUCCAACCUUCACCAACUUCUUUGAAGCAAGGCACUUUUAUCAUCAAAGAAAAUUGCUCGUGCAUAAGGAAUGCAUUUUUGGCAAGGAAUCAAAUUUGGAAUUAAUUUACUGUUUACAGUAUGUGAGUAGGAAUCAAUUAAAAGGAAACCAAAAAUAGUAUGCUAGUAAGUUUCUUUGCUUUAAGUUUAAAGUCUCAGUUUGUAAAACUUGCUAAGUGUCAAAAUGUGAUACCAUUAUUAUCUUUCCAGUCUGUUUCAAAACUUUUACCUAAAAUAUUUGACUGAUUUACUGCCAUUUAAUAUCAAUUAAGCAUG
Messenger RNA from Stegostoma tigrinum, 4373 nucleotides. RefSeq names its product transcriptional activator protein Pur-alpha. The transcript has 2 exons. Gene Ontology annotation, molecular function: DNA-binding transcription factor activity, RNA polymerase II-specific; purine-rich negative regulatory element binding; RNA polymerase II transcription regulatory region sequence-specific DNA binding. Gene Ontology annotation, biological process: regulation of transcription by RNA polymerase II. Gene Ontology annotation, cellular component: nucleus. NCBI's taxonomy places the organism in Eukaryota, Metazoa, Chordata, Chondrichthyes, Orectolobiformes, Stegostomatidae. Bases 184 to 984 code for a protein of 266 amino acids. The record is from RefSeq and is a predicted model, not a curated record.